UAAAGCUCCAAGACAUAAUGGGGGCAUUUUUAGAUAAGCCAAAGAUGGAAAAGCAUAAUGCCCAGGGGCAAGGUAACGGACUACGUUAUGGGCUAAGUAGUAUGCAAGGUUGGCGAGUUGAAAUGGAAGAUGCACAUACAGCUGUGAUUGGUUUGCCAAGUGGACUUGAUGGAUGGUCAUUCUUUGCUGUGUAUGAUGGGCAUGCUGGUUCCCAGGUUGCCAAAUACUGCUGUGAGCAUUUGUUAGAUCACAUCACAAAUAACCAGGAUUUUAAAAGUUCUGAAGGACCACCUUCUGUGGAAAAUGUCAAGAAUGGAAUAAGAACAGGUUUUCUGCAGAUUGAUGAACAUAUGAGAAUAAUAUCAGAGAAGAAACAUGGUGCAGACCGAAGUGGGUCAACAGCAGUGGGUGUCCUGAUUUCUCCCCAACAUACAUACUUCAUCAACUGUGGAGACUCAAGAGGUUUACUUUGUAGGAACAGAAAAGUUCAUUUCUUCACACAAGAUCACAAACCAAAUAAUCCUUUGGAAAAAGAACGUAUUCAGAAUGCAGGUGGUUCUGUAAUGAUUCAGCGCGUGAAUGGUUCUCUUGCUGUAUCUAGGGCACUUGGAGACUUUGAUUACAAAUGUGUCCAUGGUAAAGGUCCUACAGAGCAACUUGUCUCACCAGAGCCAGAAGUCUAUGAAAUUGAAAGAUCUGAAAAAGAUGAUCAAUUCAUCAUCCUUGCGUGUGAUGGUAUCUGGGAUGUUAUGGGAAAUGAAGAGCUUUGUGAUUUUGUAAGAUCCAGACUUGAAGUCACUGAUGACCUUGAGAAAGUAUGCAAUGAAGUAGUGGACACCUGCUUAUAUAAGGGAAGUCGAGACAACAUGAGUGUGAUAUUGAUCUGUUUUCCAAAUGCACCAAGAGUAUCACCAGAGGCAGUGAAGAAAGAGACAGAGUUGGACAAGUACCUGGAAAGCAGAGUAGAAGAAAUCAUAAAGAAGCAGGGAGAAGGCGUACCAGACUUAGUCCAUGUGAUGCGCACAUUAGCAACUGAGACCAUCCCAAACCUCCCUCCAGGGGGUGACUUGGCAAGCAAGCGGAGUAUAAUUGAAGCCGUUUACAAUAGACUGAAUCCUUUCAGAAAUGAUGACACUGAUUCAACAUCAGCUGAUGACAUGUGGUAAAAACUUCUCAUCUAGCCUGGAGUUUACCUUCAUCCUCCCAAGGAAGUACAGCGCAACUUCACUGAACCUUCUUAACAUCCAUCUUCAAUAUUAAAGAAGGGGAUACUAUAAGGGUGAGCAAGAUGACACCACAGAACUACAGCAGUACAACAACUAGCCCAGAACUGAUCCUUUUUUUUUUUUUUUUAUAUAAAAUUGAGACUUAUGUAAACGUGAUUUCAAACCAUAAUUCAUGUUGUAAAUCAGACUUCAGCAAUUUUUGUUGUAUGAUUUUUUUUUUUUUUGGUAAAGUGCAAUUGUCCUUGUACAAAAUGCUCAUAUUUAAUUAUGAACUGCUUUAAAAAUCCCUAUCAAAGUUUAAAAUGUUUGGCUUGUUGUGUGAUGCAACAGAUAGGUUGGUAGCCCUUUAAAUUCAUGUUGUGUUUUGGAUCAGGGGUGAGGGUGGGGGUAGCGGCAGCCUGGCCAGCGAGAUGCUCAAAAAUACACGCGAUUAUGAAGAAUAAUUUAAAAAUUCUUACAGAGAUGAACAUCCAUGAAGUUGUUUCAAACACCCUUAAUUUUCUUGACAGUGGACUAGCAUAAGAAUAUAGCUAGUUCAUUCAUAAAACUCAUUCAGGAUGGUUUUUUUUCCCUUGUUGCCACUUAUUAUUGCAGGUAAUAGUGUAUUUCAUAAGAAUAUCAUAUCGAUCUUGAGGCUAGAAUGCCUUGAUUCUUUGCACCUCUUUUGCAAGUCCUUACAUUAAAUUAAUUACUAAUUGAAAAGGAACAGCUUCCUACAUAGAGUAGGAAUCUGUAGCAUUUUUACUAUCAUGAUUGGCUGGGCCUGCUGCUGUUCCUAGUAAAAUAUUCUGAACUCCAUUUUAUCAAUAAAGAUUGAUUUUAACAAACAA
Molecule: messenger RNA, 2056 nt
Organism: Gracilinanus agilis (Agile Gracile Mouse Opossum)
Lineage: Eukaryota; Metazoa; Chordata; Mammalia; Didelphimorphia; Didelphidae
Gene: PPM1A
Product: protein phosphatase, Mg2+/Mn2+ dependent 1A
Exons: 5
Coding region: 18-1166 (382 amino acids)
Biological process (GO): protein dephosphorylation; positive regulation of canonical Wnt signaling pathway; negative regulation of canonical NF-kappaB signal transduction
Cellular component (GO): nucleus; cytosol
Molecular function (GO): protein serine/threonine phosphatase activity; magnesium ion binding; manganese ion binding
Source: RefSeq, a predicted model, not a curated record